UCGAAGACGAACGGAAGAGCGUUUCUGAAAACGAUUUCACCGGUACCGCGAGACAAAUCGCUCACACCUAUCGCUACCAACCGUGGUGGGGCCGCGAAAUCGAGCGGGGAAUUGGUAAGCCUGUCGGCUGGCUACGUUCUUUCACUCGGAGACUGUCAGAGCCCACAGUUCUAACUCGGCCUCAGGCUACGAUAGGUCGUGUCUCGUCGGUUCGAUCUUGCCGCGAAUUCGUCUCGCACGCGUCGCUCUUGCUUCUUAUGAUUAAAAGAUCUCGGAUUUCGGUGAAAUUUACCGUUGACUUUCUCGCGUUUACGUACCACAACAGUUGUUCCUUAAAAUAGUUGCUUCUCGGUUGUUUCCAGUGUUGAUGAAUACAAGGAUUCAAGGAUGCUUGUUUAUCGUUACAGGACUACAUACUAAGAGACAGGAUAGCAAGAGAUGUUUCCGAAAUUGCGAUACUGCUAAAGGCCACGUCUGAUUAAAUAAUUCGUAAAUCAGAUCGAAAAAUGCAGUCAGCGCUGUUAUUCUUCAUCCUCCUGAGUUACUCAGGAUGGGUGAAUGGGCUGUGCGAUCUCGUGAAUGGUACCAUGGCCCAUUGUCACGAACUUGAAGAUGUCAAAUACAUCGAAACUUACGACCUUGAAUCGCUGAAAGCCUUCGUGUCAAAGCCAAUCCUUCAUCCAGGUCUCUUCGUCAAUUUAACCAGCCUUCGACACCUAGAUCUAUCUAAAAGCGGCAUAGAGGGAAUAGAAUCAAAAACAUUUCGCCAAUUGAAGAAUCUACAUAGUUUGGAUCUCUCCGAAAAUCUUCUGGAAUCCUUAGAACUAGGCUCCAUAGACGGUCUGAAUCACCUUCACAAGCUAGAUCUUCGUAAGAAUAAUUUCCAACAAUUGCCACCAGUAUUGGCUCGUCUGAAAAUUCUCAAGUACCUAGACAUCCAAGGCAAUCCUUUGCAAUGUAACUGUGCAACGCUAAGAGUAAGAGAUUUAAUCCUGAAGAGGGGCGUGAAGAUCAUGAAGAAGGUCCUUUGCGUUGGUCCAGGUAACCUGAAAGGAACCUCGCUUUUCAAGGUAGACACGACGAUCGUUUGUCGUUUCGAGGAACAGGAUCGUGAGAUGCAGAACGAUCAAUCGUACAAAGACUCAGAGGACGAAUUCGGUUCUGGAGACGAGAACAGUGGAGAGUUCGAGGAGAUUUUAAACGGCUCCUCCGAAUCUCCCAAAGAAAUAGAAAUCGAAACCCCAUUUCCGAACGACCCUGAAGUAUCUACCCCUUCGAUCAUCCAAUCAUCGUUUCCGGAGACCAGCGAAUCCUUGCAGACCAGUAACAUUGAGUCAGCAGCGACGACGCAGAUGAUGCUGAUAGAAACGGUGGAUAAAGACGAGCAAAUUUUCUUCGGCUCCGAGGAGAAAACGUCUACAGCUGUUGCACCGACCGAGAGGAAGAAGGAAUACGUGGAUCAUUUGUUUCAUCCUGCUGAAGGUUCCGGGGACGAGGAAGGCUCUGGGGAGGGUUCGGGUACGGGUGAGAUUUUCGGCGACUGGACAAGAGUCGGGGAAGUGGAGAGGACUAGCGAGAAGGAUGAGGAAUCUUCAUCUUCCAGCAACGGAUUGAUUGAUAUGUUUUUCAACUGGAUUUCGGCUAGUACGGAGGCUCCGAGCAUUGAGAAAGACCCUGACUUGGAGGAGGAACAAUUCAUCGACGUGACUACGAUGAAUGUAGAAGCUGUCACCCGGAAGGUCCAUUUGGACGAAGCAGUGUCGAGCACCACCGAGAGGAUCAAGGAUGGAACGAUGGUUCCUCUCGAUGGAGUCGAAAUAGUCGACACUGAAUUACACGACAAGUCGAAGUUAGGUAACGUUAAAGUUGAUGACGGGGAUGAGCUAACCGACGAGUCAGCCGAAGUGUCCCAAGCGAAGCAAUCGAAGAAAGGAAUGGGUUCUUACGUGGUUCUUGCCGCUCUGCUGGCUAUUCUGGCGACUCUGAUAGGAUUCGCGGCUUACAAAGGCGAUUUCUGCAAGAAGAAGAGAAAACGAGGUGACGUUGAACACGGGACCGAGCUGAAAGACAUGCAGAAAGCUUUGUUAGAGACGGGCAAUUCGACGCAGCCGAAAGUGGCUUCGAAUGGAAACGUGGAAAGCUCUCCUCUGGUCCAGGAUGCAGACCAAGUUGAAAUAAAAUCCUCCGACGAUCGUCAGACGACGAUAGACGUAUCUAAACCUCCAAAUACCAUUUCUGAACGCACGGAACCGGUGAAACCUAUUAGAAAUUCGCAGAAUGUUCAAAGACUCAAAGAUACGAUUGAUGAGUCCAGUUCUUUGAACGACGAUUCUUCUUCCGCGAGGAUAAGUUCUGUAGAUGUGAUUGAUAAUUGUCCGGUGAACGGAUCACCGGAAGUCCACGGACCUCCUUUAAGUCCUGGUGCUCAAAGAGUGAAGAUUACUUUGCAGGAAAACCCCGACAGCGUGCCGAAGACGCCCAUACUCAUCACAAGAACGAUGGCUGGUGAGAAUCUAGUCAAAACACCCUGAAAUAAACUGCGAUAGUAACAAGUUGAUGAGACCCGAUAUUUGAACUCAAUCAUUUCAAAUGAAACAUAUCUGUGAAUGAUAAAGAGAGGACCUACUAUGAUUGUGUUUCAAUUCAGAAGAGGUUCGUAGCAGUGCCAGUGUUCCUAGGCCCAUGCAUUUAUGGCCGUUGAUUGCGAUGAACUGCUAAAACAAGGUGUAUGAAAUGUGGAUCAAGACUGUUUUCAAUGAAAGUUCAUUUUCAUAGGUUACGACAAAAAGGAACAGAGCCGCCCUUGGCAGCGCGCAAACGGGGCACGAUACUUGCCCCGUACUGUUCACCGCUCACAAGAAGUCCCAUGGGACGACACAAGGGCAAGAGGGGAUACUACGUACACAUCGACCCCCUAGUUGUACACGAGCCUAAUUAGUAGAUGUGGCCGCUUUGACCAAUCAUACGUCACGAUCGAAAAUACGUGUAAGCUGUGGUAAUCAGAUUGCGUUACGCUCAUGGGACUUCUUGCGAUCGGUGAACAAUACAAAUUUUCGCAAUUUGUAAAAAUUAAUUAAAUUGAAUACGAAUAAUCCAGUUAUCAAUUCUUGAAUCGUAUCUUUAAAACUGUGAAAUUACAGUUUUCUGAAUAAUAGGAAUUUCUAUAAUUAUGCAACAAAUGAAUUUGACUUAUAUUAGUCGCAAAUUUUUAUAUUUUAACGCCAUUUCAUAACAAAUGACAAAUAUAGAAUACAUGGAGUUAUGUAUUAGUAGUUUAUAGUUUUAUUAGAAUAGAUUUUAAAAUUAUCUGUUUGCAAUAAUAUUGACUUUGCCCCGGGCCCAGCAAACUCUAGAGACAGCUCUGCAAAGGAUAAUUUGUUUAGAGAUAGUAAUAGAAGAGAUGAGUGAUUCUGUGAAAUAAAAUUGUACAUACUUGCAAAUAAUAGACAUAUGUGCAUAUAUGUGCAUAUUUAUGCACAGUAUCGAGUAGAGUAGGUUUCCCUGGGGAAAAUGACAAAGUCCCAAACUUCUCCUCCCACCUAUAGACUUCUACCGGUCCCUAUCCUUCCCCUUAACUACCAGGGGUUCCUGUGUAUCCCCAUAGGAAGUAUUGUAACAUGAUUUCCCCUAGAGAUGCCUACUUUGCCCAAUACUGUACGUAUAGAUGUACAUAUAACAUAAUAUAUAUAUGAAGUUUCAUUGUUUGUAUAAAAUUCAUGGAUGGAAAAAUAUUUGAUACAUUUUAUAUAAUGUGUAUUCAAUAUUAGCACACUAGUCAGUUCUGUCGAGGAUUUUCAUUUUUAUACAAAUUUCAAUGGAAUUCGAUUAAUCAUUAGUUUCAUUAGAAUCCUUUGACCUCUAAAUACGUACAUCAUUACACGAUUCUAACUUUAGUACUUUUUCUAUUUUUUAAAUUAGAUAAACAAUUUAAUUUAACAGACGGAUUAAAUUUUGCAAUAAAUUAUUUUAAUCGUGUACUAUAAUAAUAUGCCGAUAAAACGAAGGUUUUUGAGUAUAUAUUUAAAAAACACGAGAAAAUGUAAAGCGUAAACGUUUAUGAUAAGCAUUCCAAUUAAAUCACUCUAUUUAAUAAUUUAAUAAUGCCAUUAUCUGAGUGAUAAUAAAAAAAGAUGUUGAUAGAAAAUAAGAUAAUAUAA
Osmia lignaria (orchard mason bee) is the source of this 4157-nucleotide messenger RNA. RefSeq names its product Leucine rich repeat protein windpipe (gene wdp). Gene Ontology annotation, molecular function: protein binding. Gene Ontology annotation, cellular component: plasma membrane. NCBI's taxonomy places the organism in Eukaryota, Metazoa, Arthropoda, Insecta, Hymenoptera, Megachilidae. The record is from RefSeq and is a predicted model, not a curated record.